UUAGUUAAUUUUAAGUGAAUCUCAUGAAGAUUACACACACCUUACACAACCGACUAUUUUACAGUCUUUUUCGAUAAAUCGCAAUAGUGCCACUGUUAAUUCAAGUUCUGCCAUAAAAAAAUUCUUUCUAGAUUUUCUACCUCUUUUUUCUAAAGACUGACAAAUCUGAAAAUUUCAAAUCAAAUUCAAAUGUGUCAAAUGAAUCGUAAAACAGAACUGUCAAAGAUUGUUAUGAAUACAUAGAUAGCAUUAUACUCUUUCCUUAAUCUUUUUAUUCAAAGGAUCUGUACCAAAAAAACAACAAAAACCAGAGACCCCAUAUAUUUUUUCCUUUUAAUACGGUAAAAAAUUGUCACGACGGCAACGUGGCCGUAGGGAAACGCACCGAAUCCCGCAUCCCUACACCGUUGCAGGCGACCGUCGCGCCCCCAAACGAUCAACAAUAAAAGCCGCCACAAGAAAAUGGCGAUUUCGCUUCGAUCGUGUGCAGUUCGUAUCCGACUCUCUACAGACGCGCGUCCCCACAGGAGCCCCGAGUGAGCAUCCCGCAAGGUAAUUUUCGUGAAAACAGUGCUAACGGGCGAAAAAUGGAUGAGAAAAAGUGCGAGAACGGCGAUGAAAAUCGAGCAAGAAAAACGGGCGACGACGACGCCAGCUCGGCGGACAUUUUGAACGGUGCGCGCGCUUCUGGGAAGCCGAAGACGCUCGAGCAGGACGCGACAUCUACCGAGGGCGACGCGCCGCCGAAAAAGCGCAAGACGAGGCGCGGGAAAUCCAAAAGGAAGAUGCCCUACCAGAAGUACGGGAGGAUUACUAGGAAAAAUACCAGCACUAAAUCGGUAAAACCACGUAUGGUUAAGCCAGAAGCCCCCCACAACGACAACCAAUUCCUUCUCGAAGACCACGGCGAUCUAGAAGAGCUAGACGAACGUUUCAAGUGUAUUGAUCAAGCCUCCACAUCCACAGUCACCCGUACCAGAGACUCCAGCUUCAGCGUGGACUCAGACUGUGAGUUCUACUCCUCCCCUGAUGAUGAAGGCGAGUUCCUCAUGAAAGACUUCAACGAUCAGUACCAGAGCGUGCAAACCGAGCAACUUCACACGAUGUCCAAGCAGGAACUCAUCCAAGAAUACAUGUCUUUGGACAGUCGGUUCUCGCAGAAGUCCAAGGACUUGGAGGAGACUAUAAGACGCUUGGAGAAAGAGCUGGAGAAGCAAAAGAACGAUAAAGAGUGUUUGGAACGGGAAAAUGCUGUUCUCAAAGCGAAAUUAGAGGAGGUCGAUAACUGUAACAGUGAUUCGGAAGACUCAGAAACCGAUUCGAGUGAUUCUUGUAGUUCUAGUUCGUCUUCGAACAGUCCCAGUGGUGGUAGUAGAUCUACUAGCCCCCUUUUAAAUGACGUGGACUUUCUAAAACCGAACGGUCAUAUUUCGCCUACUGCUAGUGUGGAACCCGUGUAAAAAAAUUUUUUUUAUUAAAAAUUAAUUUUAUUUUCCUCCCCUGUAUCAUCCGUUUCUUUUUUGUUAUUUAUUUUUCCCUUAUUCUUGUCGAUACAUUUUUAUAAGACUGAAAAAGUUUCAAGAUUGGAAUUUUUGUUGCCUGUGCAUUUUUUAUAGUAUAUUUAUUUUAAUGCCAAUCUUUAAGCUCGGAAGUUUUUGUUUUUAUAUAUAGUUUUUUUUUCUUUUUUUUUUCUCUCUUAGUACAACCAGGUCCAGUGUGGUUUUUUUUGAGUUAAUUUUUUUAGGUUUUAAGUUGAAUGUUUUUUUUAGAUCUAGGGAUGAAGUAAAAAAAAAAUAAUUGGGACUCAAGUCAAAAUUCAUCUCUAGAUUGAAAUCAGUUUGUAUGUCGAAUUUAUCUAAUUUAUUUAAUUUUUUACCUUCCUUUUGUGAAUAUUUUUUUGUAAAAAAAGAUGAAAAAAGUCAAAUUGUUGUAGGUAAGAAAUUUUUAUUGUAGUUUUAAUGUUUAUUCUAAUAAAAUGUUUAAAUAGUC
Sitophilus oryzae (rice weevil) is the source of this 1989-nucleotide messenger RNA. RefSeq names its product protein HEXIM1 (gene Hexim). The record is from RefSeq and is a predicted model, not a curated record. Gene Ontology annotation, biological process: negative regulation of cyclin-dependent protein serine/threonine kinase activity; negative regulation of transcription by RNA polymerase II. The transcript has 2 exons. Lineage: Eukaryota; Metazoa; Arthropoda; Insecta; Coleoptera; Curculionidae. Bases 588 to 1460 code for a protein of 290 amino acids. Gene Ontology annotation, molecular function: 7SK snRNA binding; cyclin-dependent protein serine/threonine kinase inhibitor activity. Gene Ontology annotation, cellular component: cytoplasm; nucleus; nucleoplasm.